Messenger RNA from Suillus clintonianus, 987 nucleotides. Its product is annotated as CoA-transferase family III domain-containing protein. The record is from RefSeq and is a predicted model, not a curated record. The transcript has 7 exons. Lineage: Eukaryota; Fungi; Basidiomycota; Agaricomycetes; Boletales; Suillaceae. Bases 1 to 987 code for a protein of 328 amino acids. Gene Ontology annotation, molecular function: catalytic activity.
AUGCCCACUGCGUCUGUGUGGGACCGCCUAGCGGGAAUAUACAGAACCAAGGACGACAGUUUUGUCCGUCUGCACUUGGGCAGAUCUUUCGUGGCCAACGAUCACCGAAGUCACCCAGAAGGCAUCCUCAAUAUUUCGCAGUGUGAUCCCACUUAUGCAGCAAAGCAGAAAACGUGUGUUUCUGCUCAUAGGUCAUUCAAGGAGUGGGAUAAGCAUCCGCAUGCACCUGCAUUAAGAGGAACACUUCUAAUUCAACUCAUCAAGAUCGGUAGCGCUCCUAAACGGGUCCUCGGGAAUUGGUGGCCGGUGUGCGGCCGAACGCUCGCAGUGUACGGCGCUGAUGUGUUCCUCAUUACGUCCUCAAAGCUUCCCAAGUUACCCAUACUUGAUAUUGAUACAUCUCGUGGCAAACGUACGACGCAGCUUGACCUCACCGAAGCCACUCAACGCGACUGCCUGAAGGAAUUAGUCAAGGAUGCUAACGUAUUCCUGCAAGCAUACCGACAAGGUGGCCUUCAGGAGAAAGGGUUUGGACCCCGGGAACUUGCUAAAGUGCGACAUGACUGCUACGGGCUUAAUUGGGUGGAGGCUGAAGCUCUUACUAAAUUCAAUGGGCAACCCGUUGCGGACAAGCCAGAACCUCGAGCACUCGCUAUGCAAGCCUUGGAUCAUGUCGUAGGCGGGUACUUCCUUGCAUUCGGCAUUCAAGCUGUAAUCACAAAAACGAUCAUUGCAGUUACUGGGAAAGUCCGCGUCUAUUUAGCAGCGGUUGCGCAGUGGCUCCGAUCACUUGGGCAACUUCCACUAAAUGUCGCGUUCGGAGAUGGCAAACCUCUUACAAAGCGGACGAUUCUACGAGAUCCAGAGGUAGCUGUAUUAUCAGUUACACUCCGCGAGGCGACAGUAUGUGUUACACCAGUUAAGGACGCGGUGGAAGCUCCCGUGUGCUUCGAUCGGCAUCAACCUGCGUGGCUGCCGCGUGUGUGA